This is a messenger RNA of Stereum hirsutum FP-91666 SS1, 2845 nucleotides long. RefSeq names its product P-loop containing nucleoside triphosphate hydrolase protein. The record is from RefSeq and is a predicted model, not a curated record. The transcript is spliced from 8 exons. Gene Ontology annotation, cellular component: nuclear origin of replication recognition complex. Gene Ontology annotation, molecular function: ATP hydrolysis activity; ATP binding; chromatin binding. Bases 65 to 2845 code for a protein of 926 amino acids. Gene Ontology annotation, biological process: mitotic DNA replication checkpoint signaling; DNA replication initiation. NCBI's taxonomy places the organism in Eukaryota, Fungi, Basidiomycota, Agaricomycetes, Russulales, Stereaceae.
CUCACCAUCACUCACCCAGACAUCCUCGAGCAGCCGUCUUAUCUUAUUGUAACGAAUAAGACAGAUGGUUGAAGUACCAACGACUCCACGACGGUCUAAACGCUUUCAACCCACCGUAUUCGCUCAUACAUCUUCUUUGGUAUCUCGCUCGUCGUCAACUGACACAUGGACCGAUCAGUCGAAACCGCUACAUUCGAGACCCACUACUGCCGAUGAUCUUUUCGAGCCGGACGAAAUUGAUCUUGGUACUGCACGAGAGGAUGAGGAAGAUAUCAAAAAGGGAAGAGAAGAGAGAGAGGUAGAGUAUGAGACGCGCUUCUACCAGAGCUUCACUCGACGAGUAAAGCCUCUCAAAGCCAAAUCGUCAGGAAAGGGGAAACAGAAGGCUGCCGGAGAUGAGAAGAUAGAGUUUAAGGUCGGGGACACCGUCCUGGUCGUCACAGAUCUGAGGAAAACGAGCGUGGCGGUUGUGACGGCGAUGUGGGAGGUUAUAGGUGGUGAACCGAACGAGAGUGAUGGAGAGGAUGAGGAUGGCGAAAGGGGGGAGAAGAUGAGAGUCAGGGUGCAUUGGUUCGUGAAACCGACUCAGCUGCCAUCUGUGAGGGUGAAGCGGGAUCACUUCGAGAACGAAGUCUACUUCUCGCUCUCCUCUACCUCCGUCGUGUCCACCUCCGUCAUCGUCUCCCAUUGCACCAUUUCCACCUCACCACCUACAAGGAAAGAUGAUGUCAGAGUAAUUCGCGGGGACUCCGUCUGGGCAGGAACCUCCACACCCGCAUCUCCUACCAAAGCACGCCGCACCGCCGACGAAUCAGAUGACUCUAACGAAAGUAUCAAGGAGCCUGCUGCCAAGCGGAGAAAAAUAUCUACUGGCGGAACGACUGGUGGAAAAGACGGAGAUGGAGAGACUUUCUACUGCAGACUGCUCGUCAAUAAUCAGAAGGGUUUAUUCUAUCGUUUCGAUUGGAAACGACAUUGGGAGAUCGCACUGCAGUCGCGACCGUCACGCUCCGAUUCGAAGUUCGGACUGGGAAAGGAGUGGGAGGUUCAGGUUCAGGACAUGAAUCUAGAAGCACUGGAUCAGAAGGCCGGAGGAGGGAGAGGGGCUUUGGCUACUGGUAGGCAGAAACUGGACCGGAUUCAUGAGGAAGGCGAGGGCCAGAAUGGACAAAAUUCUGAGUCUGAAGAGGAGGACGAUAGUGCGGACGAGUACAAGGACAAACACGGCGAAGAUAACCUGUCUGACCAAUCCUCGCUCGCACCAGACGCAUCUGACGACGACGAGCCAGCGGAAGAGGAAGACGAGGACGUACAUGCAUCUGACAGGAUUCCCAAGACCCCUACGAAGAAGCGUAAACGAACGGCUCCUUCCCCAGCUACAUCGCGCCCUCGUUCACCACGCAAGAAACCAGCCGCCACUCCUGCCUCCACGCCUCGCAAACCCAAACGUACUGCCAUCGCGCAGCCGACUCCGCACUCCAAGGCCGCGAUUAAAGCAAGAGCACGCAAGACACGCGCUCCGCCUCGUAGGCUUCCGGGUCUUAGCCUAGAUCUUCUCCUCUCCGGUGAAGGUGGCAAAGGUGGCAAGAAGCUCAAGCUGCCGGACGACCCGUGGUUGAGAGCGAUGCAUGUUCUACAUGUUGCGAGUCGACCGGAAGCAUUGCCUUGCAGAGAUGAAGAAUACGGGAAGGUCAUGAGGGCUGUCGAGGAGUUAAUCGAGGAAGGCAGUGGCGGAUGUGUCUAUAUUUCUGGUGUGCCCGGAACGGGAAAAACUGCUACAGUACACGCCGUUGUCCGUGAACUGAAGCGAAUGGCUGAGAACAACGAAACUAACCCGUUCACUUACGUCGAGAUCAAUGGCCUACGUAUCUCUGAACCAUCGGCGGCAUACUCGCUCCUCUGGGAGGCCGUCUCCGGGCACGAUGUGGCAGAAGAAGGUCAUCUAAAGAUAAGUUCGAAGGAGGCGCUCAAGAAUCUCACCAGACACUUUGGUUCGGGCGGAAGAAGAGGUCCAGGGGGUCAUGCAUGCGUGGUCCUUAUGGACGAAUUGGACCAGUUGAUGACAACUAAACAAGAUGUGGUUUAUAACUUCUUCAACUGGCCUACAUUGGUCGGUUCAAAGCUGGUCGUGUUAGCGGUGGCAAAUACUAUGGAUCUUCCGGAGAGAGUCAUGACAGGCAGAGUAAGAAGUCGUUUGGGUAUGAUACGUAUCAAUUUCUCGCCAUACACCACUCCUCAGCUCGUCGAGAUCCUGAGCUCCCGACUGGCCACGUCGCGCGAAGGUCUCAAAGCAGAUGCACCGCAAGUCAUUGCUGCAGACAGUCUAAAGCUAGCCGCUAUGAAGGUGUCUAGCAUUAGCGGAGAUGCAAGACGAGUUCUUGAUAUUUGUAGACGCACCGUCGAGCUUGUUAUGCCUCUGAAACGUGCAGCCAAACCUGGCGAUGUCACCGAGGUUAUCAAAGUGAUGCAGAAUAGCCCCACGGCCGCUUAUCUGCGAGAUUGUAGCUUUCAUGAACGCCUUAUGUUGGCUUCUCUCCUCAAGUGUGUGAAGAGAGAGGGUGUAGAGGAGAUAAAGUGGGGAGAGAUCCAGCGGCAGCAUUGGAUGUACAUCGGCGUCCUUGCAGGUGAUGAAGACUCAGAGCGGAAGCCCACCACCCGAGAACUUGGAUGUGUUCUUGAUUCACUGCUUGCCUCGAGAGCUUUAUUGAUUGAAGAAGGAGCAACGGCAGCGAAAAAGCCGAGUGAUGACAGGAAAGUUGUAUUGAAUUUGGAACAGACCGAGGUAGAACGGGUGUUGAGUGAAGUCGGAGGGCAGAGGUGGAAGAAUGCGCUGAGUGUAUCUUAG